GAGAAGAUUUGAAAAAUGAGUGAAGCAGAGAUUGAGUUGAUUCCUAAUCUACCUGAAGAAAUCGGCCUGGAGUGCCUGAUUCGGUUACCCUACACGGAACACAGAGUUGCAGCCCGAGUCUGCCGACGAUGGCGAGAGUUGCUCGAAAGCCGGGGCUUCUACUAUCAGAGAAAGCAGACGGGGUACACCCACAAGGUGGCUUGUUUAGUUCAGUCACUUCCUGUGAAAACCGCCGGUGGUGGGCGGAAACCGGCGGGAGCGCCCUUUUAUGGAAUCACCGUCUUCGAUCCGGUGAGUGGGACUUGGGAGCGACUCCACCCGGUCCCUAACUAUCCUGACGGGCUCCCGUUGUUCUGUCAGUUAUCGAGCGUGGAGGGGAAACUCGUCCUCAUGGGCGGGUGGAACCCGGUGAGUUGGGAACCCGUGAAGGACGUAUUCGUCUUCGAUUUCACGAUCCGGCAAUGGAGACGAGGAAAGGACAUGCCCUCGAAGCGGUCGUUCUUUGCCUCCGGCUCGUUGGACGGAAAAAUCUUUGUUGCCGGUGGGCACGACGAGAACAAGAACGCGUUGAAAUCGGCGUGGUCUUACGAUGUGAGACGGGACGAGUGGGAAGAACUGAGUCAGAUGACUGAGGAGCGGGAUGAAUGCGAAGGAGUGAUCAUAGGGAACGAGUUCUGGGUGGUGAGCGGCUACAGUACGGAGAACCAAGGGAGGUUCGAGAGUAGCGCAGAGUGUUAUGAACUUGAAACAGGUCGAUGGAGGCGAGUCGAGGGAGCGUGGCCAGCGGGUCGGUGCCCGAGGGUGUGCGUGGGUGUGGAGAAAGAAAAAGAUGGGAAGUUGUUUUGCUGGGCCGAAUCCGACUCGGCGAUUCGGGUUGGAGCUUGUGGGGUGGGGUUGGGCGAGCGGACCCUCGUCACCGGGUCACCGUACAUGGGGGCACCUCAGGGAGUGUUUUUAGUGGAGGCGAAGAAAGGACAAAAUGGUAAAUUGGAGAAGAUUGAUGCACCAGAUGAGUUCUCAGGUUUUGUUCAGUCAGGUUGCUGUGUGGAGAUUUGAAAGAGGAUGAAGGGUAAAAUUGUAAUGUGGCUAUCUGUAAUUUACCGAUACCCUUAUAUUAUAUAUAAAUACAUAAUUCU
This is a messenger RNA of Nelumbo nucifera (sacred lotus), 1136 nucleotides long. Its product is annotated as F-box/kelch-repeat protein At1g15670-like. Gene Ontology annotation, biological process: regulation of phenylpropanoid metabolic process; negative regulation of cytokinin-activated signaling pathway. The record is from RefSeq and is a predicted model, not a curated record. Gene Ontology annotation, molecular function: protein binding. NCBI's taxonomy places the organism in Eukaryota, Viridiplantae, Streptophyta, Magnoliopsida, Proteales, Nelumbonaceae.